AUUUAUUCAUCAAUCAGCAGAAGGAAAGCAGUGUGUGACCUCACUUCCACAAACACACACACACACUCACUGACAAUCACACACACACACACACACACACACAUACCACAGCCUCUCAUCCUGUCUCUGAGUGUGCUCUGUGCAGCACCUUGACUCAACAUGGAAUCCUAAGGAGCACACUGUCAGCCAGGAGCCAUGGACUGCACCAUCAAGGAGGCUCUUUCUGUCGUCAGUGAAGAUCACACUCUGUUCCCUCCUCACCUACUGAAAACAGAAAUGCCAGAUGAUUACCCACCAAGCAUUAAGGAACGAGAAGCAUUGGCAGAGCACCCUUGGGCAUCAACUGGUGAGCAUCAGCAUCAGAACAUCAAGCAAGAAGCAGAGGAGAUACCUGGGAGCAGGAUAACCAGUGGAAGCGCAGCUGGUGUAGGGGUGGAAAAACCUGAAGCAAGCACCGAAGAAUCCCAUACAAACUACCAGCCCAGUUACCCAGACACGACCAGCAAUGGGCCCCCCUCACCCACUCAGAUCAAUGGGAGUGAAGAGAAGAGGGUGAUAGUGCCAGCAGAUCCCAUGGCAUGGACACAGGAGGACGUAGCACAGUGGCUGGACUGGGCGGUAAAGGAAUACGGACUCUGUGAUGUGAAUACUUCCAUGAUGCAAGGGGUAGAUGGGAAGGAACUUUGCCGGAUGGCGCGGGAAGAUUUCCUGAGAUUAGCGUCUCCUUACAGCACGGAUAUGUUGCUGUCACACUUGGGGUUCCUAAGGCAAAACAGUACGACAUUCACAUACUCCGUGACGCCAGCUGUCCACACGCAUCCAGUCACACCUCGCGCCCAGGUGAAAACCGAACCGAUAUACGAGGAUGGACGGCGAACGAACUGGAACACAACAGGAAACGCAAUACACAGAGGUACAGGCUCCUCCCUAAAGGUGUCGCCCCCGCAGACCCAUGGGACCAUCAGCACAGGAAAUACUCUGCGCAGCACCCCAGACCCGUACCAGGUUCUAGGCCCAACCAGCAGCCGUCUAUCAAACCCUGGUAGUGGUCAGAUCCAGCUGUGGCAGUUCCUCCUUGAGCUCCUGUCUGACAGUAACAACUCUGGCUGCAUUGCCUGGGAAGGUUUAAACGGCGAGUUCAAAAUGACCGAUCCCGACGAGGUGGCGAGACGCUGGGGGGAACGCAAGAGCAAACCCAACAUGAACUAUGACAAGUUGAGCAGAGCCCUGCGCUACUACUACGACAAAAAUAUAAUGAGCAAAGUGCACGGGAAGAGAUACGCUUACCGAUUCGACUUUAACGGCAUCAGUCUCGUGCAGCAGUCUCAUUCGGCGGACCCCGCAGUGUGCAAAUACCCCGAAGGAAAUUAUUUCUCACCCCAAGCCAAAGCAGCUGUGCCUCUGCACCCCCAUCACCCCCAGCCAUCCAACCUUUCCACAGUUAUACCCAUACAGUACUUAAGUUCACCAGGAGGUGGGGCACUGUACCCGGGACAGGGGGUAACAAGACAACAUGUAGGGCAAAUGGGGGCUCACAUGGGGUCUUACUAUUAAAAAAGUAAGGAAGUCAGACUGUUGGUUUGAGGGGAUUGAGAUGCAUUGAUGCAUUGAGCCAUAAGGGUUUAGAUAGGGUACUAACCAAGGACCUUCACUUCCACUCUAUUUCCAGUAGGGGGCUGCAGUGAGUAUGCAUUUAUUGCCCAAUCUUAUUAGUCUUUCAUUAGAAUUUGCGAAUCUGCAAGAUUUGAAAUGCCGCAUUAUUCUGACUUUGUUUCGAAAGCGAUACUUGGAAUUUCUAAUGGAAAAUGUAGAAAUAACGGCUCUUAAUGCUUUGUACAGGACACUGGCGUUCCAGCCAUUUUUUUUAUUUGUUUUAAUUCUAUUUUGAAUAAGUAUACUUAUUAAAUGGACUGCGUCUUUGUAUUCUGAGAGUGCAGUGUCUGGAAACUCCUCCCUCUGCGGCAGGUUGCGAUUCUCUGAUGUCUAGCGGGCUAUAUUAUGGAUAGUAGAUGAUCCGCCAUGACAGAACUAGUAACUACAUAAACCACAUCAGAGUGUAACAUGAUUUUAAAGAGGGUACCAUUAACCCCAUCCUAGCAGAGCUGCACAAAAUGCAUAGAUUAUAUUUUAAUUACAAUUAAUUUCUUCAACAUACUCCGCUUAUCCUGAGCGGCAAAUACAAAACCAAAUAAAAUGACGGCUCUGCUGGUGUCUGCCGCUAUGUAACCCUUGGUUCCAUCCCACAAUUCGCAAUAUGCGGCCGUGUUGUGGGAGGUCACAUAUUUCAUUGUCAGCCACAGUGGCGAAAAU
Molecule: messenger RNA, 2310 nt
Organism: Pelobates fuscus (common spadefoot toad)
Lineage: Eukaryota; Metazoa; Chordata; Amphibia; Anura; Pelobatidae
Product: Friend leukemia integration 1 transcription factor-like
Exons: 9
Coding region: 196-1554 (452 amino acids)
Biological process (GO): cell differentiation; regulation of transcription by RNA polymerase II
Cellular component (GO): nucleus
Molecular function (GO): DNA-binding transcription factor activity, RNA polymerase II-specific; sequence-specific DNA binding
Source: RefSeq, a predicted model, not a curated record